Lycium ferocissimum is the source of this 327-nucleotide messenger RNA. RefSeq lists its product as uncharacterized. The transcript has a single exon. Bases 1 to 327 code for a protein of 108 amino acids. NCBI's taxonomy places the organism in Eukaryota, Viridiplantae, Streptophyta, Magnoliopsida, Solanales, Solanaceae. The record is from RefSeq and is a predicted model, not a curated record.
AUGGUAAAGGAAGUCAUUGUCUUGGGUCACAAAAUUUUAGAAAAGGGUAUGGAGGUUGACCAAGCAAAAGUUGAAGUCAUUGUCAAGCUUCCUCCUCCUAUUUUUGUUAAAGGUGUUAGAAGUUUCCUUGGCCACGCUAGAUUUUAUAGAAGGUUUAUCAAAGAUUUCUCAAAGGUGUCUAAUCCUCUAUGCAAGUUGUUGGAGAAAGAAGUCAAAUUUGUGUUUGAUGACAUGUGCCUUAAAGCUUUUGAGUGUUUGAAAGAAAAACUCACUUUGGCAACUAUAUUUGUUGCUCCAGAUUGGUUGAAACCUUUUGAGCUCACGUGA